Messenger RNA from Cryphonectria parasitica EP155, 672 nucleotides. RefSeq lists its product as uncharacterized. The record is from RefSeq and is a predicted model, not a curated record. The annotation marks the transcript as partial. Lineage: Eukaryota; Fungi; Ascomycota; Sordariomycetes; Diaporthales; Cryphonectriaceae. The transcript has 3 exons.
AACUUCACAGAGUCCAAUGGACAAAUCUACACACCGGGCUUCGCCAUCGUGGACUCCCCUCAACCGGGCACGCCAGAGGGAGGAUCAACCAUCGAGGUAGCUCUCGAUGUGAGCGCCGACGGCGUCCUGCCUCUGGACACAGCACCAGACAGUCCCAGCCUGAUCCAUAACAUCACAAUCUUCAUGUUCAGCUACGACACAGGCCGGAACUUUACCGUGUCCAACGGGACCCUCGCGAACGGGACCUACCCGCCCAUCAUGCCGUCUGAGCCCGGCAGCACUGUCAAGCACGUGCAGUGGACAUGGCCCUCGUGUCUCGCUGGCGAUGGCCAGCCCACCUCGACCGACAGUGACCGCGGCAUCUACAACAUCUCUAUCCGGCAAAACUUCCGUCUCAACGGUACCGACCAUUACACUGUCUUUGACCUGCCCAUCUCCGUGACCAACAGCAUCGACAACUCGACGGCGCGCCCGGACUGCGACUCGCUGAACAAUCCACUCAUGACGCCCGACCAGAUCAACGCCUCGGCUGCCAACAGCGUGGGCAUCUUGUUUGCCCCAGGAGACUCGCAGAUUGUGCAGGUCAAGCUCAACAGUGCGGGCAUGGUGACCUGGAAGAGCGGUGCGCAGUGGCUAUGCGCGCUUGCUCUUGUCAUGGCUCUAAUACUGUAG